Messenger RNA from Cyphellophora attinorum, 1206 nucleotides. Its product is annotated as putative nucleosome assembly protein. The coding region runs from base 1 to 1206 and encodes 401 amino acids. The transcript is spliced from 6 exons. Gene Ontology annotation, cellular component: nucleus; chromatin. Gene Ontology annotation, molecular function: histone binding; chromatin binding. The record is from RefSeq and is a predicted model, not a curated record. Lineage: Eukaryota; Fungi; Ascomycota; Eurotiomycetes; Chaetothyriales; Cyphellophoraceae. Gene Ontology annotation, biological process: nucleosome assembly.
AUGGGCUCCGAGAUACCCAAGGGUCGUGCCAAUAUGACCGCGCCAACUCCACAGAAUACACCCGCCAACAACGCGCCAAUCUCCUCACAUGCACAGGCUCCUGGCGUAGGCAGCAUUGCGGAAGAGGAUCUUGACCGCGCGGCCGCAGCCAGCAUCUUCGCUCAGAACCCCGCCUUGGUGUCCAUGAUGCAGUCGAAGCUCAGCUCUCUGGUUGGCAAAUCGUCAGGCUACGUCGAAUCUCUGCCUGCACCGGUCCGCAAACGUGUCACGGGUCUGAAAGGGAUCCAGAAAGACCACUCGAAACUAGAGGCCGAGUUUCAGGAAGAAGUGCUCCAACUCGAGAAGAAAUACUUCGCCAAAUUCACACCUCUCUACGAGAAGCGCGCAAAGAUCGUCAACGGCCAGACCGAGCCCACCGAGGCCGAGGUGGAGGCAGGAAAGAGUGAAGACGAUGACGACGAUGUCAAGGAUGAAGACGUGAAGGAGGAGACCACCACCGAGGUUGCGUCUGGUAUCCCCGAGUUCUGGUUGUCCGCUAUGAAGAACCAGAUUUCUUUGGCAGAGCUUAUCACCGACCGCGACGAAGAGGCACUCCGCAGCCUCACCGAUAUCCGCAUGGAAUACCUGGACCGCCCUGGCUUCCGGCUGAUCUUCGAAUUCUCCUCCAACGACUUCUUCUCCAACACUACCAUCACAAAGACGUACUUCUAUAGAGAGGAGAACGGCUACGGCGGAGACUUUAUUUACGACCAUGCCGAGGGUGACAAGAUUGAGUGGAAGGCUGGCAAGGACCUUACAGUCCGGGUCGAGAGCAAGAAGCAGCGAAACAAGAACACCAAGCAAACUCGUGUGGUGAAGAAAACGGUUCCAACCGAGUCCUUCUUCAACUUCUUCAGUCCUCCGGCUGCUCCCGAUGAUGACGAUGACGAAGUCGAUGCCUCCACAGACAUUGAGGAGCGUCUGGAGCUCGACUAUCAGCUUGGCGAAGACAUUAAGGAGAAAUUGAUUCCUCGUGCCAUUGACUGGUUUACGGGAGAGGCUUUGCAAUUUGAAGAGUACGAGGAGGGCGAUGAUGCCGAGUUUGAUGAAGAGGAUGAUGAGGACGACGAGGAUGAGGAGGCUGAUGACUCUGAUGAAGACGACGAUGACGAGGCAGGCGGACAGCCAAAAAGCCAACAGAACUCGUCAGAGUGCAAAAACCAGUGA